Etheostoma spectabile (orangethroat darter) is the source of this 3109-nucleotide messenger RNA. RefSeq names its product malignant fibrous histiocytoma-amplified sequence 1 homolog. The record is from RefSeq and is a predicted model, not a curated record. Gene Ontology annotation, cellular component: cytoplasm. NCBI's taxonomy places the organism in Eukaryota, Metazoa, Chordata, Actinopteri, Perciformes, Percidae. Gene Ontology annotation, molecular function: protein binding.
AGAAUGGGUUGAGUGCAGAAUUCCCAAAGAAUAUACAGAAAGCUCUGUGCAAUGUACAGAUAUAGGCUACAGGAUGAAGGUUAAUGCACAGUGUAGAGACUAGGGAUAAGGGGGGGGGGGGGCUAGGAGAAAGGGAGGAGAAAGGGAGGAGAAAGAGGGAGGAGUGUUCAUGGAUCUGACGCAGUGUGAGCGGCCGCCUCACAUCCACUCCCCGCUCCCAGGAAGACACAGAGCGGCUCGGAAAGCCCCCAGAAUCACAGCGCUACACCCGGGGAGAGACCUCCAGAGACCCGGGGAGAGACCUCCAGAGACCCGGGGAGAGACCUGCAGAUACCCGGGGAGAGAGCUCCUAAAACCCGGGGGGAGAGCUCCAGAGGACGGCGCGUUGUUGUUGUGAUGAGGCCGCCGCAGAAGGACUCUGGUCUGGGAUUAAACCCGGAUGUGUAGCCGCCUGGCUGGGUCUCUUUGUGCACCGAGUGUCGCAGGAGAAGAGGAUGCCUCCGCGGCCGCGCUCACUGCUCCUGCUGCCGCCCGAAAGCUGCCUCGGCCCCCCCCAGGAAGUCUCUUUUGUCUCCGUUGUGGCGGAGGCUCGGCUGCGGAUUUGUGAAGCACUCUGUGCACCAUGCUGCCAUGAAAACUCUCCAUGAUAACAAACAGCAGGAGGAGGCGGCGGCGCUGGAGGGGGGUGCUGAACCUGGGCAACAACGCCCUGCAGACGCUGCCCGACGUGCUGGGCUCCAGCCUCAACAACCUGCGCAUCCUGGUGCUGCGCCGCAACAAGUUCACCGCCGUCCCCCGCGGCGUCUUCCAGCUGGGACAGCUGCUGGAGCUGGACAUGAGCCACAACUGCCUCCGGAGCGUCGCCGAAGGCGUGGGGCAGCUGAAGAUGCUGAAGAAGCUGAGCGUCAGCCACAACCGGAUCCAGUCUCUUCCGGCUCAGAUCGGAGCGCUGCAGUCCCUGGAGGAACUGGACGUGAGCUUCAACGACCUGCGAGACUUCCCCCGCUCGUUCUGCGGCCUCGCCAAGCUGCGGACGCUGGACGCCGACCACAACAAGCUCAACGCCUUCCCCCCCGAGAUCCUGGCGCUCGGCGAUCUGGAGGAACUCGACUGCUCCGGGAACAAGUUCGAGACGCUGCCGCCGGACAUCGUGAAGCUGCGCAGCCUCAAGAUCCUGUGGCUCAGCAGCCUGCACAUGUCCACGCUGCCGGACGCCUUCUGUCUCCUGACGCAGCUGGAGAGCCUCAUGCUGGAUGGGAACGAGCUCGCCGCGCUGCCCGCCGCCUUCACGCAGCUCCAGAGACUCAAGAUGCUCAAUCUGUCCUCCAACGAGUUUGAAAUCUUCCCCGAGGCUAUUCUCGGCAUCGGGGGGUUGGAGGAGAUUUACCUCAGCAGGAAUAAGCUGACUCACGUCCCAGAGGAGGUGGGGAAGCUGCGGAAGCUCGCCAACCUCUGGCUGGACAACAACCGCAUCACCUAUCUGCCCGACGCCAUCGUGCAGCUGGACAGGUUGGAGGAACUCGUCCUGCAGGGGAACCAAAUCGCCAUUCUCCCGGAUAACUUUGGGAAGCUGUGCCGGGUGAGCAUCUGGAAGGUGAAGGACAACCCUCUGAUCCAGCCGCCCUACGAGGUGUGCAUGAAGGGCAUCCCGUACAUCGCCGCGUACCAGAAGGAGCUGGCGCACUCGCAGCUCGCCGUCAAACCGCGCCUCAAACUGGUCCUGAUGGGGACGCAGAACUCCGGGAAGACCCGGCUCCGGCAGAGUCUGGUGGGCGCUCAGCAAGACGUGAAAGACUCGCCGGGAAGCGACGGAAUUGAAGUGACGGACUGGGUGGCGGACGCAGAUCGCCGCCUCACGUUCCUCGUGUACGAUUUGUCCGGGAAACAAGACUAUGAGCUUAUCCAACCGUUCUUCCUCUCCCCCGGCGCUCUCUACGUGCUCGUCAUCAAUCUGAAGGCGUACGCGCCCGGGAGGUUCUACGCCCACGUCGGGUAUUUCCUCCACCUGCUGGGCGCCAGGGUCCCCGGCGCGGUGGUGUGCGUGGUGGGAACGCACGCCGACCUGUGCAGCCCGGCGGAGGUGGAGGAGAAGAGUCUGGACAUCCACCGGCGGAUCGGCCUGCAGGAGCGCAGCGACGUGCAGACGCUGGCGAGCGAGGCGCUGCAGGUGGAGCGGGCGCUGCAGCAGGGGUACGGCGGGCGCUCCUCCAGCCCGCACCAGCUCUUCUACGGAGUCUCGGACCCAAACCUGCGGCGCAGGAAGUCCCAGCUGCAGUUCCUGCUGAACCAGCGGCUGCAGAUCCUGUCGCCGGUGCUGUGUGUCAGCUGCAGCCGCGGCCAGACGGGCGUCCAGCGUCUCAGGGACAAGCUGACGGCGGUCGCCGACCACCGGGACAUCUUCCCAAACCUGCACCGCGUGCUGCCCCGGUCCUGGCAGGUGUUAGAGGAGCUGCACGCCAACCCGGCGGGGGGGGGGGCCUGGCUGUCGUGGUGGGACUCGGCCCGGCUGGGCCUGCAGGCGGGGCUCACCGAGGACCGGCUCCACGCCGCCCUGUCCUACCUGCACCAGACCGGCACGCUGCUCUACUUCGAGGACAGCCCCACGCUGAGGGAGUACGUCUUCCACAACCUGCCGCGCUUCAUCGCCGUCCUCAACGUCUUCUUCCAGAGGGACGCGUCCACGCUGGUGCGCCGCCUGCUGGCCGAGGAUUGUUUCUGUCUCAAAACGACGUUUGAAGACGGAAUCGUAGCCGUGGUGACGCAGCCCCUGAUCUGGUGCUUGUCCGUGCAGGAGAUGCAGGUGGAGGAGCUCGGCGCCGUCAGACAGACGCUGCAGGCCGACCUGGAGACGUCCAUCCGCCGCAUCGUGGACCUGCAGGCCGCGCUGGAGGAGGUGGAGUCCAGCGACGACAGCGACGGUGAAAGUGACUCGGUGUCCAGUGUCGGGACAGAGGACGUAGGAGAGGGGAUUCGUCAUUGGCUCGGCGUGCCCAGAGGAGCGUCCCGUGGGAGUGGCUCCCCCUACGGCAGCAGUACCAUCAGCAGCCAAGGGGGGCGCCAGUCUGUCGCUGACACCAUGAGCACCUACAGCUUCCGACACAGUUUGUAG